This is a messenger RNA of Terrapene triunguis (Three-toed box turtle), 939 nucleotides long. RefSeq names its product olfactory receptor-like protein OLF1. The transcript has a single exon. Gene Ontology annotation, cellular component: membrane. Gene Ontology annotation, molecular function: G protein-coupled receptor activity; odorant binding; olfactory receptor activity. Bases 1 to 939 code for a protein of 312 amino acids. NCBI's taxonomy places the organism in Eukaryota, Metazoa, Chordata, Testudines, Emydidae. Gene Ontology annotation, biological process: sensory perception of smell; G protein-coupled receptor signaling pathway. The record is from RefSeq and is a predicted model, not a curated record.
AUGGAAAGGGGAAAUCACUCGGAGGCGACUGAGUUCAUUCUCUCAGGAUUGACAGAUCGUCCAGAGCUGCAGGUUCCCCUGUUUGGGGUGUUCCUACUGAUUUAUGGUAUCACCCUGGUAGGGAAUGGGGGGAUCAUCUUGUUAAUCAUGAGUGAUCCACAGCUCCAGACCCCCAUGUACUUUUUCCUCAGUAUUUUGUCUUUCUGUGACCUUUUCUUUUCCUCUACAAUUUCCCCUAAGAUGCUGUUGAAUUUCUUAGCCGAGAGGAAAAGCAUUUCUAAAACUGCCUGCGCUGUGCAAAUGUCUCUCUCUAUCGCUUUUGCAGAUGCUGAGAGCCUCUUGCUGGCCCUGAUGGCGUAUGACCGUUAUGUGGCCAUCUGUAAGCCGCUGCUCUAUACAGUCACCAUGUCCAGGCAGCUUUGUAAACAGCUGGUGGCUGGGGCGUUCGCUGUGGGGAUUGUGGAUUCAAUGAUAUACACGUGUUUUAUAUUUCGGCUGUCAUUCUGCAGCUCCAACAUCAUCAAUCAUUUCUUCUGCGACAUCCCCCCACUCUUGGCGCUCUCCUGUUCUGAUACCCGCAUCAAUGAGAUUGUGAUGUUUAUUUUCACAUGCUGCUUUACAGUGGGCACUUUUGUGACUGUCAUCCUCUCCUAUGUCUAUAUCAUCUCCACCAUCCUGCAGAUCCACUCCGCCAAGGGCCGACACAAAGCCUUCUCCACCUGCUCUUUCCACUUGGCCGUUGUGGUCCUGUUUUAUGGCACCCAAUUCUUCAUAUAUUUAUGUCCCACCUCCAGCUAUUCCAUAGAGAGAGACAGAGUGGCCUCAGUGUUUUACACGCUGGUGAUCCCCAUGUUGAACCCCCUCAUCUACAGCCUGAGGAACACGGAGGUGAAGGACGCCCUGAGGAGAGCAAUGAAUAAACUCCUAACCAAUAUUUGA